Messenger RNA from Pseudomyrmex gracilis, 6256 nucleotides. Its product is annotated as latrophilin Cirl-like. The transcript is spliced from 17 exons. Gene Ontology annotation, biological process: adenylate cyclase-activating G protein-coupled receptor signaling pathway; cell surface receptor signaling pathway. Lineage: Eukaryota; Metazoa; Arthropoda; Insecta; Hymenoptera; Formicidae. Gene Ontology annotation, cellular component: membrane. Bases 695 to 4576 code for a protein of 1293 amino acids. The record is from RefSeq and is a predicted model, not a curated record. Gene Ontology annotation, molecular function: carbohydrate binding; G protein-coupled receptor activity.
GGAUGAGUCGUUACGUGUUCCCGUCCCUACCGUAACCGCCGCGACGGGUGUCACUCGGUCUGCUGUUAUCCUCGCCGCCGGUCGUUGGGUCAACUCGUUGCAGUUCGUCUCGCCGCGACUCUCCUCGCCAUGGAGACUUACAACAACUAUUGUACGACAGGGUAAACCGUGACGAGGCAGCGCUCAACGCGCGCAGCUACGUUCAGUGUGUAACUUAAAGUGUGAAACUUAACAGAUAUCUACGAUCGCACGAUUCCGCGGAGUGUGAUACGUUUGUAAAUCGUGAUCGCGGCGUGAUUCGAUAUUUUGUACGGGAUCCUUGAGUGGAAAUUUAACGACAAGCAAAAUUGUUUUGGACGGAAAACUUGACAGAGAAAAGGGCCCCGUACGGGGAGCAACGCAGCUGAACAUAGCUGCCGUCCGUCGGCAGGACGUGCAGCGACGGACCAGAGUUGCUCACAACCGGGGUGUGUGCUUAUAUACCUGCUGUCUCGGCAUCGUUCGAGUUCCCGGGAAUCUCAACGGGAAUACAACAACAACAACAACGAGGCUCGGACCUCGCCAGUGUGUUUCGGUGUGACAGUGACGCUCUUGGUUCUGUUUCGGUUCCUCCGGUUUUGUGUGCGAUGUGCUACGAUCCCAUCGGUCUCCUCAUCCACUAUCUCAAGGCGUAGUCGGAGCUCGGAACUUCACAAUGGAGUGCCGCAGGGGUCUACGCAGAGCAGUUCCGAUCCUUGGGCUGCUACUUGCGUGGCUCUUAACCAACUGCACCGUCUUCGCAGGUGACCUUGCAGAAGGAGUCAAUGUCGCUUACGCCUGCGAGGGCAAGAUGUUGGAAAUGCAGUGCCAGGAGGGUCACCUGAUCCGCAUGGUGCGGGCGAAUUACGGUAGAUUUUCCGUCACGGUGUGCAACGACGAGGGAGAAACCGAGUGGAGCGUCAACUGUAUGGCGCCCAAAACCAUGACCGUGCUGACCGACGAGUGCAAUCGUCGAAAUUCCUGUAGGGUGGCGACGACGAACGACGUUUUCGGGGGGGACCCUUGUCCCGGAACGCCGAAAUACAUCGAGGCCCAGUACGAGUGCAUAGCGACCACCACGACGACGCCGCGGCCAAGUCCGCCGUGGCUCCUCACAACGCAACCGUUCUGGAGUACGGCGAAGACGACGACCGUCAGGAUACCCGAUUUACCACCGGGCUAUCAACUGCCGAACAUUCCGCCUCAGCAGCCGGAUUUUCGUCAACCACCGUAUGUCCCGAUAACACCGGCCAGUCACACGUCGACAAAGGCGACCGUUGAGAAGACCGAGGAGGAGGACCGAGGAGAGAGCUUAGUACCUCCUGAGAACGGUUCUCCGGCGAAAAUCCCGCCGAUGUUGACCGUACCCGAGACCACUGUAGCUACGACAACAACCACAUUCACUCCCUGGAGAAGGACCACCGCGGUGCCCAGCACGCUGGAGCACUACGACUACGGCAAGCAAGCAUGUCCCGCGGUAACGGCUAGGAAUCUGUCCUGGAAUCGGACCAAGGCCGGCGAUGUGGCUGUGCAGAGUUGUCCAGGUGGUGCCAACGGUCUGGCGAGAUGGCGGUGCGUGGCGCAGGGAGAAUCCGCCGUCUGGCAACGCGAUUCUCCGGAUCUGAGCGAGUGCAGGUCCGUCUGGCUGACUUCGCUGGAAAACCGCGUCUCGGACGGCGACACGAUUCUCGGCGUCAAUCGGGAAUUGUCGCAAGUGACGAACAACACGCGCGGUCUGUACGGCGGCGACAUGAUGAUCACGACGAAGAUCAUCAAGAACAUGGCCGAGAAGAUGGCGGUGGACAUCAGGACCUUCCAGGAUCCGCAUCAGAGAGAGGCGAACGUCCAGGAGCUGCUUCAGGGUGUGUUGAGGACUGGAAGCAAUCUGCUCGACAAGGCGCAAAUGGCGUCGUGGAAGGAUCUCAGUCAUCAGGAGCAGAUGCGAGUCGCCACGUCGCUGCUAACCGGUCUCGAGGAGAACGCUUUCUUAUUGGCCGAGACACUCACGGAGGAGAAAACCAUCAUAAAGCAGAGUAAAAAUAUACUGGUAGAAGUUCGCGUGCUGGACGCUCGCAACAUGGGCAAUGAGCAGCAAGUUUUCCCGAGCGAGGAGACGGAGCAGAUGUGGACCGUCUCGAGCGAUCGCGUGGAACUUACCAAGGCCGCGCUGCUGGACAACAGCGACAAUGGCGUCGUCCGGCUGGUCUUCAUGGCCUUUGACAAACUCGAAGAGAUACUGCAGCCGCAGGAGGAGUCGCUGUCCGGUUUCACGAGCGACGAUACCCAGCCGCGGAAGAACCGUCUUCUCAACACCAAAGUCAUCUCGGCGUCGUUGGGAAAAGGCCGGCACAUACAGCUCUCAGAACCCGUCCGGAUGUGUUUCAAACAUCUGACGGUCGACAAUGUCACCAAUCCCACUUGCGCCUUCUGGGAUUACACCUUGAGCUCCUGGGCAGACGAAGGAUGUAAGGUAAUAAAGACUAACAAGACCCAUACCGAGUGCGAGUGCAAUCACCUGACGAAUUUCGCCGUGCUGAUGGACGUGCACGCAGUACCUCUGGACGGUCCUCACAAGAUCGUUCUGCAGGUCACCACGUACACAGGAUGCAUCAUAUCUAUCGUCUGCUUCGUCCUGACCAUUCUCACGUUUCACUUUUUUCGCGUACUAAAGUCGGACAGAACGAUAAUCCACAAGAAUCUCUGCACGUGUUUGCUGAUAGCCGAGAUACUUUUCGUCUGCGGCAUCAAUCAGACUGAUCAGAGGGUCGUUUGCGGUGUUGUGGCUGGUUCGAUGCAUUACUUCUUCUUGUGCGCGUUUUUCUGGAUGUUCCUCGAAGGAUUUCAAAUAUACGUGAUGGUGAUCGAGGUGUUCGAAUCGGAGAAGUCGCGGAUUCGCUGGUAUUAUCUGUUCGCGUAUUGUAUACCGGCGCUAAUCGUCAUGAUUGCUUGCGCGGUCGACCCGCUCAGCUACGGUAUGGACCGUUACUGCUGGCUGCGCGCGGAUAAUUAUUUCAUCUUUAGCUUCGUUGGACCUGUGAUACUCGUUCUGGUGGCAAAUCUGAUCUUUCUGUCGAUGGCGAUCUUCAUGAUGUGCCGACAUUCGAAGACAGUGGCCAUGAAGAAUCAGGAACAUUCCCAAUUGGCUAGAGCAAAUGGAAAGGAAGAGAAUGUUCUUCCCAACAAAUUACAAGCGCACUUAACAUGGCUGCGAGGCUCCAUCGUGCUGGUGUUUCUACUUGGACUAACCUGGACAUUCGGGCUCCUCUACUUGAACCAAGAAACCGUCAUGAUGGCGUACCUCUUCACUAUAUUGAACAGUCUCCAGGGACUGUUUAUCUUUGUGUUCCUUUGCGUACAGAACGAGAAGGUGAGAAACGAGUAUCGAAAAUUUGUACGCGACCAUCCGUGGGUGCCCAAGUGUCUGAGAUCCUCGAUGACCGCCGCGUUAAACGGUUCGGCCGACGGCAGCGGCGGUACCGGCGGAGCCAACGGCGGCAAGGACUUCGUCCUGCACAACACUUCGUCGAAUCCCUCGGCACCAACCACGGACAGUUCCGGAGCGUCGUCGCACUCAGCCAAUUACUUGAUGUCCGGUCGAAGCUUGGCGGUAGUCGAUAGGCAGCCGGCAAUAACGAUGCCAGGUGAACUCACCUCCAACGAGGCUCAUAUCGUGGCUAGUCUACCGCACGCACGUCACGCCUUCUUACCCUCAGCUCCCAAUAUUCCCCAAUCUGCCACUUGGGGCCACCUUAACAAAAAUCUCACGUGGAAGAACAUUUCUUUUAAGUCCCACUCCCGUGAUUCCGGACACGGUUCCGAGCAAGAGGACUCCCCGCGGAUGCGCAACACCCUGACUCACGGCCACUCCAGCAGACGACGCGGUGCCCCGAAUAACGUCAACGACCUGAACACCGGCGUCAGGAUGUCCGGAGGGAGACGCGCGGCGAUGCCGUACAAUCACACGUAUACCGAGAUCGCGGACGGUCGUGCUAGCAACGGCAGCAACGGGCGGCAAGUGCACAGUCAACGCCACGGCCAACACGUACGCAUGCCACGCGGCUUUGUCAACGAGGACGAUCCGGUAUACGAGGAGAUCGAGCGUAACAGCGGCGUCGUCGGCUCAAACGAGAUUCACAUGUCGGACAUGUCCGACGAGGACGGACGUCGGCAGAGCGACAUGAGCAGACAAUCGUCCAGAAGCUACGGUGAUCACCGACCGCUGAUCCAAUACUCGUCCACUGCCAACCGCAACCUGCCACAUUACGGGCAGACAGUGACAGAACGCGGAAGCAACGGCGGCAACAACUUAGCGCACUACGACUCGGAAUACGGACCGACCAUGGAGAGGACAAUGAACGCCUGCUGGGAGAAACUUCGCCGGCAGCAGGCCGCUAGAUACGAGCUCGGUGAUUUGCCGCGGCUGCCGGCGGGAUACGGCAUGCCGCCGCAGCAGGAUCAUACGCGCACGGUGGCCGUGCUGGACGGGCACACCGUUGUUUGCCACCUGCAGCCACAGACAGGACGCGGUAUGCCACCGCCGUCUUACAGCGAGUGUUAAAGUCUCGAUCGCGAUCAGGAUCAGAAUCAGGAAUCCUUCCACGUCCUCGUGCGCGACGGACGUCCCCUAAGAGACAACGGUCCGCUGGUCGCCGGAACCGACCGAUAAAACGUGAACCGAUUGGACAGUUCGUUUCGUCCGGGACUACAGGAUGUUGGUGGUGAUGGGGGUUACGGUGGUGAUGGUGAUGACAACUCUCUCGUUCCUUCAAGAGGACAGCCUUGCGCCGCCGAUCGUCGGAGAGCAAGGAGGAGAACCCACAGAAGAGCUUAGCUCAAUCGUAAAACGCGACGGUGAUUCUCGAUGUAAAUUUUGUCGCGCUUUAGCCAUAAUCGAUGUAUAAUCGCGGGCGUUCUAGUGAACGCCACUCUUAUCUCCGUUCAGAUGGAAUUCGAUGGGAAAAACGUCUUCUCGCGACGAGGAGACAAAAGGCAAUGAAAAAUGGUGCGAGUGAGCGUGAAUGUGAAAGAACGAAAAUGUGCGAGUGCGCGAGAUCGACGGGCGUCCAACUAGGCUAUCAUGUCGUCCAACGGACGCCCGCGUCUUUUAGGAUACAACUAUAUGUAUAUUAUUGUAUGACCAACGCGGAUUCUGUGUAACAUAUUUGUAGCGAACCUCUCGUUUAGGCUAAGUCGACGAACUAAUUGCCCGGCAGCUCGGUUCGUCGAUUUCAAACCGAGUCCAAAAACCGGCGAAAUUGGCGAACUGAGCGCGUGAUCGAAAAAAAAAAAAAGAAAAAAAAAAGAAAAAAAACGUGACGAGUAGGAAGCAGCUUUCCCAAGUCUGAAGCGACAUGAAGAUCGGUUUCAACGAUCUCGAAAGAGAGAGAAAGAGAGAGGAUUUUACCUUGAGUUUGAGCACAAUGAUAUUUUUGCGGACUUCGUACGAGCGUAAUGAACCAAAGUCUUAUUAUCUUGAUGUUAAAGAGCUCGUGGACGAUUUUUGCAAAAUAUUUGUUGUAUACAAAAAAUGCAGAAACAAAAAAAAAUAGACUUUAUUAUUCCCCUUAGUUUACAAAGGACUUCCAUUUGCCUCGAACCUUCCGUACACAUUGCGCCUAUGAAACUAUGUGUUAUAACUAACUUACAAACUACCCUUAUUUUUACAUCAAUAAAUACUAGAAAUAUAAAACUUCUUUUGUUAUUAUUAUUCUAAGUAUUUCUCGAUAUUUAUUUUACUUUUUGUUUUAAAAAUUGUUUUGUGAUGCGACGCGUCUUACGAUUUUGAGAAUAUCGAACUGUUCACCUAUCUAGGGCAAAACGAAAAACAAAAAACACGCAUUUCUGUGGAAUCUACUUCAAUAAGUAUAUUCUUAUAAGAGAGAUCUGUAGUAUUACUUUCGUCCCCCACGUAUAUUUCCCACGCCUACGUUACACGUCCGGGCUUCUCAACCUCAUCCAGUAAGUAUUGUAGAGAAUUUCACACCAGUAAAACAACGCAUAACCGGCACAUCGUGAUCAGACCGAAUCCCAUCCUCGUGUGCGCUUGGGGGCAGGAAAAAAAAUAUAUUACGCGAGCCGAUACUCGACAUGUGUCCGCGUUUACAAAUACCUUACAAAACGUCGACAACGAUGUCCGGGCCAGGAAGACGAGUGGAGAAAGCGUGUUUCGAGCGAGCCUUCAUAAUGUGAUAUACAUCGAUUGAAAUUGAGUUGACUCGAUAUAGCGAACACUUAUGUA